UCCAUUGACAGCCGCUUGUACAGAAGAAGUGAACGACGCAGGAAGCAACCCCGCAGCUGCGGUGCAGUUGGUCCAUCGCUAGAGGAAUACACAGUGUUCAGUCCUGCUCUGUUUUGUUUUGGGUUGUUUCAUUUUACGGAAAAGCGUUGGACUUGUGUGUUAAAUGUGACUGUUUUUGACGAGGGUAUGCGCGCGAGCUGGUGUCUUCAGUGAACCGUGAGUCCGAUAGCCUAGCAUCCGUAGAUAGCCUGUUAGCUCGCUGACAUCAAAACAGAUCGAGUUGAAAGAUGAAUUUGGUCAAAAACAGGACUUUGCAUUCACACCUGCGAGACGACGAAACUCUGUUGGUGGAAAACGCCAUCCGACUGGCGAUAGACUCGAUAAUAAACGUGCUGUACGGCGUCAACAGCGCCAGGAAUCACGAGUACCAGCGGAUGGUGGCGGACAGGGACAAAGAGAUCCAGCGGCUGGAGUGCAGGCUGAGGGAGAUAGAGCACGAACUGCAGGUGCUCCGCCGACAGGGAUGCACCUGCGGGUUGUUCAGAACCGAGCGCAGCCUCACCGGGUCACAGGCCUCCGAUGACCGGCAGAAGGGAGAGCAGAGCGGGUUUGAACCAGGCUGCAUGGAUGCUGAGAUGACAGCAGGGCAGCAGGAGUGUGAAAUGAGCAUCUCAUUGGGUCUUUUUGCAAGACCCCCCUCACACGUCUCCUCCCAAAGCCACGAGUCAGCCCUUCCAUCAUCCCCCAGCAGAAUGUGCCUGGACCAGACCUUCACUUCCCACUCCUCCGAGACUUCAGGUGUAUCAGAGGCAGCCAGAAAUCUGCCUACAUCUCCCAGCAGCCUUGUGGUCAAAGAGGAGCCAUGUGACGUUGACACAGUCCUAAUCAAGUGGGAAAUGAGUGAGGAGAGAUUCGGGGAGCAUCAGGAGAGCACAGGGAGUCCAUGUCAGGACAGAGAGAGCCCCAGUAGAAAAAAAACACAAGAGAGCAGAGAGAGAAAAAAGUUCAGGGAGAAACCUCAAGCUGAUCCAGGCGGACACCAAAUCACAGAGGGAGAACACCUGAGGAACAAGAAGAAGAGCGUGCCGAUGUCUGAGCUUCCGGAGGAGGCUCAGAGACUGAAGAGGGCGGCCUGGAGAGCAGCCUCCAGGCGGUAUUAUGCCCGAAAAAUAGCCCGCCAACAGGCAAACCCGUCACGCUCUGCCCCCUUUCCCCACAUUUCACCAUCACAGUAUUCACAACCCAUCUCAUUUGUGGAUAAGAGGAAGAGGACGCUGAUAUCCGAGUUACCUGAAGAGUCUCAGACACUGCAGAGGGAGGCGUGGAGAGCCGCGUCCAGGAGGUACUAUGCCCGAAAAAUGGCUCGCCACCAAACCGACCCCACACAGUAUGGACACCUGCUUCAGAACAUAGAGCCGACAGAAGAAACACAGGGACCAAACAGAGCAGGUUCACACAGCAACAGUGAAGGAAUAAUGUGCAGCUGAUAGACAGUAACGACGCUUUUAGAGAUUCUGCAUAUUUUAAACGUCAUUUCGUUAUGUCCUAGACAACACUGGACUAUGUGAAUGUUUGUAUUUGGUCCAUAUUUUUCAGUUGGUUUGUUCUGAUAAUGUUGAGAUUUGUCUCAGGUCUUAAGAUAGUUUGAACCUGGUGUUUUAACUUCAAAUCUUUGAACUGUUUUUUGUGUUUCUUCAUGGCUGAAUUAUGCAACUAAUAUUCCUGAGAACAACACUGCAUUCACAUCACUUAAGCUCUAAUUUUUGACUGACUAACUCCCUCUCUCUCUUCAUGACAGUCUUCUUUGGCACACUGCAUGCCUGUUGAAAAUGCUAACUGCAUAAAUGUAUUCUGAGGCAAUAUAAAGCUUUUGUACAGUAUUACUCAAGUGAACAUCCACUGUAUCAAUACAGCGCCCCUGGAGUUCAACAUCUGUAACUACAAUCAAGGCAACUACAGUAUAAUGGUCAAAUUAUAAGCUCAACAUCUUUGUGUUAAUAAAAAAGUAAAGAAUUAGUACAUUUUUUUACUGGUAAAAACUUGUUUUGUUCUUUUUUUGCACAUGUUAAAUAAUAAAAACUAUUUAAUUUAAA
This is a messenger RNA of Lates calcarifer (barramundi perch), 2093 nucleotides long. RefSeq lists its product as uncharacterized. The transcript has 4 exons. The record is from RefSeq and is a predicted model, not a curated record. The coding region runs from base 288 to 1487 and encodes 399 amino acids. Lineage: Eukaryota; Metazoa; Chordata; Actinopteri; Centropomidae.